UUUAGGUUUUAAUUGAUUCAAUUUGUCAAGAAUAAAACCACUGCAAGUGGCUUAGUGGUUCUUGCCUAGUUGGGUGUGCUCCCCAACCUAGCUUCGAACCCCGAAGCUGUCAAAGUGGCGAGGCACUGUGCUGCAAUGCACAGUUGGAGCAUUUCACAUGCGCCGAAGGGGUUUAUCUUGGGCCUAGGAAGCCUUUGGGUUCCCCUUGACAAAGUCAAAAAAAAAAUUUGUCAAGAAUACCCCCCAAAACGUAUCCAAAAAUAGGUCAGCACGUAUCCAAGAUGUAUCCCCAUGGUUAACACCACUACAUAGUCAACGAUACGUAUUGAAGGUCUCAGAUACGCACCCAACGCGUAUCCAACCCGUAUCCGUAUCGGAUACGGAUACGAUACACCAUAGUCAGAUUUUUGGAGUAUCCAUGCUUCAUAGGUAAAUGAUUAAACUAUAAAUUCGUCGCAUUUUAUGCUCCUAUCAACAAUUUAGGUUUAAUGGUUGUGGAGGCCUAAUCUUGGCAUCUUUCAUGACAUAUGCAUCGGAGCACCUUGCAACUAGAUCAUUCUUGAGAGGCCUUGAAGACCUCGCUACGAGAAGUAGGAGCUUUUGUUAGAUAUAGUUCACUGGUGACAAAACUGAGCAUGUAAAACUAUUGACCAAAAAAGUUGAUGGCUUGAUUCCGAUUUGUGUAUUUUUGAUUGGAAGAGCAGAGAGAGUAAUGAUGAAUAAGUGUGGUUUUUGUGUUUGGUGUUUUUUUUCAGCCACCACUUUAACUGGGUUCCAUUUUUCUGUAACUGCACUCGUUGGCCUCAUCUCCAAUGCUAGCGGUUAUUCUGCCUCCAAGCAUGUUCCCUUUUGGGAGCUUCUUUGGUUCUCCAUCGUUGCCAAUGUCUCCAUCACCGCCAUGAACUUCAGCCUCAUGCUCAACUGUGUCGGCUUUUACCAGUUGAGCAUGAUUCCCGUGGUUUGUGAGAUGGAAUGGAUUCUUAACAACAAGCAGUAUUCCAAGGAGGUUAAAAUGUCUGUUGUGGUUGUGGUUAUAGGUGUUGGUGUUUGUACCGUGACUGAUGUAAAAGUUAACCUCAAAGGCUUCAUAUGCGCCUGCCUAGCAGUUUUGUCCACUUCUUUCCAGCAAAUUUCUAUUGGGUCUCUUCAAAAGAAACAUUCAGUUGGAUCCUUUGAAUUGCUGAGUAAGACUGCUCCAAUUCAAGCCAUUUCUCUACUCAUUCUCGGCCCAUUCAUUGAUUACAUCCUUAGUGGUACAUUCAUAACAGACUAUAAGAUGUCUUCUGGUGCCAUUGCAUUCAUUCUUCUUUCGUGCACCUUGGCUGUGUUUUGCAAUAUUAGCCAGUACCUCUGUAUUGGACGUUUCUCUGCUGUUUCAUUCCAGGUUUUAGGUCACAUGAAAACAGUAUGUGUCCUCACAUUAGGGUGGCUUCUCUUUGAUUCAGAGCUCACUUUCAAGAACAUUAUGGGGAUGAUUCUUGCAGUCGUUGGCAUGGUGAUUUAUAGUUGGGCUGUCGAGGCAGAAAAGCAGUCUGGCAAACCCGUGUCCCAUUCAAAAACCAGCAUGACAGAAGAGGAAAUUGAACUUUUGAAGGCAGGACUGGAUACCACUACUGUGAAGGAUGUUGAACAUGGAGCAACUAAAGUUUAGAAGAGGUAGUAGACUCAGUUUUGGCUGGAAAGGGAAAAAGCUCAAGGCAAGGGAAUGGAAUGAGGAAACAAGUACUUUUCAUUUUUGGACUCCUGCCCAGCUGAUUCUUUACACAAAUAUUUUUAGAAUUUGUUUUUGUUUCAUUGAGAUUGUCCUUGUUUAUUUAUUUGUUACUUAAUCUUAUAUUUAUUUUUAUAUAGCCUAUAUCUGUAUUUGCAAAAGAAGCAUGUAAAACCCAAAUCAUAGUUGAAAGCGCCGAGUUCUAUUUAUUCAUUGCAAUCUGCCGA
Rosa rugosa (rugosa rose) is the source of this 1938-nucleotide messenger RNA. RefSeq names its product UDP-rhamnose/UDP-galactose transporter 1-like. The transcript is spliced from 4 exons. The record is from RefSeq and is a predicted model, not a curated record. Gene Ontology annotation, molecular function: antiporter activity; UDP-galactose transmembrane transporter activity. Gene Ontology annotation, cellular component: Golgi apparatus. NCBI's taxonomy places the organism in Eukaryota, Viridiplantae, Streptophyta, Magnoliopsida, Rosales, Rosaceae. Bases 713 to 1651 code for a protein of 312 amino acids.